This is a messenger RNA of Mercurialis annua (annual mercury), 4583 nucleotides long. RefSeq lists its product as uncharacterized. Lineage: Eukaryota; Viridiplantae; Streptophyta; Magnoliopsida; Malpighiales; Euphorbiaceae. Bases 477 to 4274 code for a protein of 1265 amino acids. Gene Ontology annotation, biological process: protein phosphorylation; signal transduction. The transcript has 9 exons. Gene Ontology annotation, cellular component: cytoplasm. Gene Ontology annotation, molecular function: ATP binding; protein binding; protein kinase activity. The record is from RefSeq and is a predicted model, not a curated record.
UCUUCCUCACUUUGACUGCUACUGCUCGCAGCAGCAGCCUAAGAUAUUUUUUUUUAUUAGCCAAGAACAGACACAACUUCUCAAUUCAAGAUAAUAAUAAUAAUUAAAUCGAAACAAAAACAUGACAAAACAACAACAUGAAGAAUCCAAAUUCUGAAUAAUUUUAAGAAGAAAAAAAAAUUGAAUUGUUCUUAUACUGUUUUGCGUUUAAAUUCCGUAAUUGUUGCUGCUGCUGGUGCCUUACGCAAUUCUUCUUGAACACGCAAGAUUUUCUGUUAUUUCACUCAGGACUACUAGAGUGUUGGAGAUCUUUUGAAUUAGCAACUAGACCUCGGAAGCAGCUGAUGCUCGUUUUUUCUUGUUUCAGUAUCUUUUAUGCAAAUCAUCUAUUUCACAUCUCAUCGGGCUGUGUCUUUGAUGGUCGUCUUGAUGUAAUCUUUACAGUGUUUGGGUUAAUGCCAAUCGGGCUGAGUUGAAUGGAGAAGAGUUCAAACCAUAGUACAAUGGAAAAAGAUAUACCUAAACAAUAUCAAAACAAUGUCAGGGAAUCUGGUAAAGAGGGAUUCCAGCCGGCAUCUCCAGCUUUUUUUUUAGAGCCUACUGGCAGCAGAAAUACUAAUGUGAGGCAUCCUAACUUAAGUAUGCCGGAAGUUAAACCUGUUCUGAACUUCUCCAUACAGACAGGUGAGGAGUUUGCUCUUGAAUUUAUGCGUGAUAGAGUUAAUCAUAAGAAGCCUCUUUUCCCUAUUACGCUGAGUGAUCCUAGUCACACAGCGGGUUUUGUGGAACUAAAAGGCGUUUUGGGCACUGGCCACACAGGGUCUGCUGGUGGUUCAGAUAUUCAAAUGCUCUCUGCAGCAGAGAAAGGUCCAUAUAGAGGCGAGACAACUAAUAUGUCUUUGUAUGAAGAAAGGAGCAACUAUAACUUAGUUCAUUCAGCGCCUCAACGUUCAGCCGAUUAUGAAUGCCGGGAACUUGGACAUGGUUUUACCUCUUCAAUGGCCUCUGAUAGCUCAUCUAUAAAGAUCAAGGUUCUCUGCAGCUUUGGUGGAAAAAUACUACCCCGUCCCAGUGAUGGAAAGCUCAGAUAUGCUGGUGGGGAUACACACAUUCUACGUAUAUCAAGGGACAUAUCAUGGCAGGAGCUUAAGCAGAAAACUUUGGCAAUUUAUGACCAACCUCAUGUGAUUAAAUAUCAGCUUCCUGGAGAGGAUCUUGAUGCAUUGGUUUCUGUUUCAUGCGAUGAGGAUCUGCGGAAUAUGAUGGAGGAAUGGAAUGAAUUUGAUGAUCGGGGAGGAUCACAAAAACUUAGAAUGUUUCUGUGCUCAAUGAGCGACUUGGAGGAUGCUCAGUUUGGCCUUGAAAGCAUGGAGGGUGAAUCUGAGAUUCAGUAUGUGGUUGCUAUUAAUUGCAUGGACUUCGGAUCCAAAAAAAACUCGAUCCAUGGUUUUGCAAACUCUUCAGGAAAUAAUUUAAGUGAACUAGAUGGUUCAAAUAUUGAUCGAGAUACAAAUCGUGCAACUGCUUCAGUUGGGGUCAGUACUUCACCUUUGACUAGCACUUAUUACUCUGCUCAACCAAUUCUUCAAGAUUCUUCCAGUUCAUAUGAAACCCAUCCAGAAUUUUAUCACAGCCAGAUGUUAGACCUUAAGGAAAUUCAGAAAUUCUUUCCUCACUAUCACCACGAUUCUAUUAAAAACUCCCCAUCUGAAGAAAUUCUUCAUUCAACUUCUCUUCCUGAUCUAAUUAAUCAACAAGGAGGUUUGACUGAAAGACAGUCACAUAGUAGCUUUCAGGUCUCGAAUUCUCAGGUAUUAAUAAAAGAGGUGAAGCUGAAACCUGAUAGUUCCCCUCGACAUGAGAUUGACAUUGAGAAAACCCAUCGAGUAGAAAUGGUUGCUGAUCCAGUUGAUGUUGAAGUUUCAGCUGCUGCACAAGGAUCUUUCCAUUCUCUGCCCUCAAAACAUGAGGGAAAGCAUCCGGAAUCUAAAAUUCUUCCUUCUUCUGUUGAUGCUAUUAAUCCAGUGCAGGUUCCUAAAUCUUGUGACGAUGAUCAAUGUUCCACUUCUAGCAGUACAUUUGGUCUGGGCUGUGCUGAUUCUGUUUCUAAUUUGAUAGACUUCAGCUAUGUUGAACCUUCUGUACCCCCUCAAAGAGUUUAUUAUUCUGAGAGGUUACCACGGAACCAAGCAGAACUGAUGAGUAGGUUUUCAAAGUCUGAUGAUUCACUUGGUUCCCAGUUUCUUACAUCUCAUUCUCAUUCUGAACAGAGGUCAAUUCAAGAAUCAGCUGAAAAAUUGAGUCAAAGUAGUCUUGCUCUCCAUUCUGAACACCCCAGGUUAAGUGCAGAACCAUUGUUUAUAGAUCCUCAGCAUGUCAAUGAUGAGCCUGCCCAACUUCAGAAGAACAAUGAGGUUUCAGAUUCAGUCUCUCAUAUGAAUAAGACGCGAUCUGACUCUGAAGAUGUUUUCCACAGUGCGUCCAAGCUUGCAGUUCCAGAUUAUGUGCAUGAUAAAGAUUCUGGGAAUCGAGAUACUGUGCUUAAGACUGAUGGUUCUUACACUGCAGAUAACCACAAGAAACUCCCUGACGAGGAAAUAGGAGAAUCUAGAUCUGGCAAUCCUGUUGCAUCCCAAGUAACUUCUCAUUUGAACCAUAAAAAUUAUGUAUCUGAUCAACCAGGCCCUCACUUAGAUGACAUAACAGGUAAGGGUAUCACUAGUGACAACAAUUUUGACAUUCUCACCCAAUCUUUUGGGCAGAAUUCAGCUAGUGAUAUUUAUCAAGGACUAACCCCUGUUUUUGUUUCAGCAACAAAGCCAGCAGACAUCAGCAUUGAUAUUAAUGACAGAUUUCCUCAUGAUUUUCUUUCUGAGAUAUUCUCUAGAAGGAUAGUUAUGGAGGAUAGGGCUGGCGGCAUUCCAGUACACAGAGAUGGAGUUGGCAUGAGUGUAAUCAUGGAAAAUCACGAACCUAAGCGCUGGUCAUAUUUUCAGAAACUGGCACAGGAAGAGUUUGUUCAAAAAGAUGUUUCCCUUAUCGACCAGGAUCUUCUUGUUACCCCAUUUUUGAUUCCAAAGGUCAAAGAAGGAAAUCAGAACUCUCAUAAUGUUACUCCUUUGACAACAGAGGGAGUUUCAAUGGGCCAUAAGUAUUCAAAUCUCAGUUUUGGUGAAGACGGCAAUCAAAAACAUUUACCAGGAACUGUGGCAGCUGACUCCACCAUUCUUUCAGGUUUUGAACAUUCUCAUGUGAAGGGCAGUGAAAGCUUGCAAUUUGGUGCUAUGAUGGAUAACCUAAAAUUUCCAGAUUCAGGUUAUGAGGGCGGGAAGUUAGACAACAGGAACAUUGGCCUGCCUCCUGUUGGUCCAUCUUUGGUAGAUUUUGACGUUGAUACAUUGCAGGUCAUAAAAAAUGAAGAUCUUGAAGAGCUGAGAGAACUGGGUUCUGGUACUUUUGGAACUGUGUAUCAUGGAAAAUGGAGGGGAUCAGAUGUUGCUAUCAAGAGACUAAAGAAGAUUUGCUUCACUGGUCGAUCCUCCGAGCAGGAAAGAUUGACCAACGAGUUUUGGCGGGAAGCUGAAAUCCUCUCAAAGCUUCACCAUCCUAAUGUUGUAGCAUUUUACGGUGUCGUGCAAGAUGGACCUGGGGGAACAUUAGCUACUGUGACAGAGUACAUGGUUGAUGGUUCUCUUAGGCAAGUCUUACUUAAGAAAGAAAGGCAUCUAGAUCGUAGAAAGCGACUUAUAAUAGCUAUGGAUGCUGCUUUUGGAAUGGAAUAUUUGCACUCGAAGAAUAUUGUGCAUUUUGAUUUGAAAUGUGACAACUUGCUGGUGAACUUGAAAGACCCCCAACGACCUAUCUGCAAGGUUGGUGAUUUCGGCCUGUCAAAAAUUAAACGGAAUACUUUGGUUUCUGGAGGUGUACGGGGAACUCUUCCAUGGAUGGCACCUGAAUUGCUAAACGGUAGCAGCAAUAAGGUCUCUGAAAAGGUUGAUGUUUUCUCCUUUGGAAUUGUCUUGUGGGAGAUUCUCACUGGCGAGGAGCCAUAUGCCAACAUGCACUAUGGCGCAAUCAUAGGUGGAAUUGUAAAUAACACACUGAGACCAAGUAUUCCGAGUUUCUGCGAUAUGGAUUGGAAAAGGCUAAUGGAGCAAUGUUGGGCACCUAAUCCUGCAGUCAGGCCUUCCUUCACCGAAAUUGCCGGUCGUUUGCGCAUAAUGUCAACAGCAGCUAGCCAAGGCAAAGGACAUGGGCACAAGGUGCCAAAGUAAUGGUCUGAAAGUUCCUACCUUUUCCAUUCUCCAUUACAACAAGGUUUUGCAUGAAAGUGAUUUUAUUCUAUUCAGAACCCUAAAGAAGGACGUGUGUUAUUAUUAUUUUUUCUUCACUCCAUUAAGCUCUCUUCAGAGCUAAACCGCUAUUUAUUCCUAUUGCAAGGGAGAAAUUGCCUUCCGUUAUUGUUUUUGAAGUGGAAAUUGUUCCCUUUUGAAUGUACAUGUAUAAAAUAGUUAAAUUCUGCAAUGUUGAUGUCAUUGUGUACCAAGUACUUGAAUAAUGCAUAGAGGCAAAGAUUGUUACUA